Molecule: messenger RNA, 1492 nt
Organism: Elgaria multicarinata webbii
Lineage: Eukaryota; Metazoa; Chordata; Lepidosauria; Squamata; Anguidae
Product: enoyl-CoA delta isomerase 2-like
Exons: 8
Coding region: 224-1243 (339 amino acids)
Cellular component (GO): peroxisome; mitochondrion
Molecular function (GO): delta(3)-delta(2)-enoyl-CoA isomerase activity
Source: RefSeq, a predicted model, not a curated record
UGGGGUUGUCGGUGAUUAAACCCGGACCUUCUGCAUGCAAAGCCUGUGAUCUACCAAUGAGUUUCGAACCUUCUCUAAAUAAGGGGUUAAUACUACUGGCCUAUCUCACAAAAUGUUUGUAGGGAUUACUUAGCUAACACACAUGACACUUUUGGAGCACUGAAGGAAAGCGCUGCAUAAAUUCUGUUAUUUCCAACAAUAUCACUUUAAAACAAAACAGAACAUGAUAGGGUGGAGUUUCAUUCAACAGCAAGCUGCAGUGCAGAGACUAAAAACAGGCACUUCUGAUUGGGCCGAUCAGGGAAACGCAGCAACAUCAAGAAACAAGAUGAAGCACUCGGAAAGUAAAGUUUCGCCAAAAUGGGAUAACAAAUCACUAAACAAGCAUAGAAUUGGGCUGCCAUCUGUGGAUACUCAGUUCAGCCUGGUUCCCUGUGACUCUCACACUAAGGAAACAGCAAAUUCUGCUCAAAGUAAAGGCAAAUACAGAACCCUUCUGGUCACCACAGACAACAAGAUCACAAAGAUAAUGUUGAAUCGCCCGGACAAAAAAAAUGCUAUCAACCGUGUGAUGUAUGGAGAAAUUAUACAAGCGCUUGAAGCAGCCGCCAAAGAUGAUUCCACUUUAACUGUUAUAACAGGAUGUGGUGAUUACUACUGUAGCGGGAAUGAUCUUAACAAUUUUGUGGAAAAUUUGCAUGAGAUAUUGAAAAACGACGGGAAAUGGAUGAAGGACUUUGUCAAUCAUUUUAUUGACUUUCCUAAACCACUAGUAGCAGUGGUAAAUGGUCCUGCCAUUGGUGUCUCUGUCACACUCCUUGGGCUGUUUGAUCUUGUGUAUGCAUCUGACAAGGCUGUGUUCCAGACCCCUUUCAGCCAACUUGGACAGACUCCAGAAGGCUGCUCAACAUACACCUUCCCAAAGAUAAUGGGCCCUGUAAAGGCAAAUGAGAUGCUUCUUUUCAACAAGAAGAUAACAGCGGAUGAAGCGUGUACCCAAGGGCUCGUGACGGAGGUUUUUGCUGACAGCACUUUUCAGGCAGAAGUUUGGACAAGGCUGAAAGCAUAUGCAAAUCUUCCUAAAAAUUCUCUGGCCCUCUCCAAACAGUUAAUAAGAAGUGUGGAAAAAGAAAUCCUGCAUGCAGUCAAUUCACGAGAGUGUGACCAGCUUGUGGAAAGAUUCUUUUCAGAUGAGUGCAUGAAUGCCAUAACAAGUUUCUUCCAGCGGAAGUCAAAAUUAUGAUCUUGAUCAAAAAACAUCACCAGUGCCCAUAUGGAAUUUACAUUUGUAUGUUCCGUGUGUAUUUGUAUUUUCAGUCUCUUGCACCUGGACUGAGUUAGAGAAGAUAUAUAGUGUGGUGUAUGUGAUUGGAUGGCCUGGUAAUGCAUUUAUCCUCCAAGUGAUCUCACUGCUUGCAUGAACUAUCAAGAUUCUUCUGUUGCUGAGUUCCAGCAACAGACAAAUGCUAUAUCUCAUAAACACAGAACUUCA